AUUUGGUUCGAUGCUGUUGCUGUUGGUUCUCUGGUUUGGCGUUCUCUUCGUUUUUGCUCGUGGUUGAGCAGUGUUUCUCCUUGGUAUUGUUUGUUGCCGUUGCUCUGUGUUCAUUGCGAAUAGUAUUUAAAUGAAUAGAUUAGUACUUUGUAUGUGGAUGUGAUGUUUCUCGAGCUAUUUUUAUCUUAACGAAAACAUCACUAAGAAAACAUCUUCGCUUGAGGAUCACAAGAAUUUUGUAUUUUACUGACUUAAAUUUUCAUUGGUUAAAGAGUUAAUUUUGUUUGAGGUGUAUGUUAGUUUCUAAAAACAUGUUAACCUAUGCCUGAACACUUGCUUGUGUGUAUAAUAACUGCAAUAUUUAUAAGAAAGUGUUCUGUGGACUUUGUAAUAGUGCUGCUCUGCAUUGGUUUGUUGAUAAAUUAGGGCUUCGAAGCAGGAAAUGGACCUAUAUCCUCUCACAAAUUACACGUUUGGAACUAAAGAACCUUUAUUCGAGAAAGAUCCAUCUGUGCCAGCUAGAUUCCAGCGAAUGAGGGAUGAAUUUGAGAAAAUUGGCAUGCGGAGAAGUGUUGAAGGUGUUUUAUUGGUUCAUGAACAUGGACUGCCUCAUGUGUUACUCUUGCAGUUGGGAACAACAUUCUUCAAAUUACCUGGUGGUGAAUUGAAUCCUGGGGAAGAUGAAGUAGAUGGUCUGAAAAGGCUAUUGACAGAGACUCUUGGCAGGCAAGAUGGUGUAAAACAAGAUUGGGUCAUCGAGGACACUAUAGGAAACUGGUGGAGACCAAACUUUGAACCGCCUCAGUAUCCUUAUGUUCCACCUCACAUCACAAAGCCCAAAGAACACAAGCGGCUAUUUCUUGUGCAGUUGGCAGAGAAGGCAUUGUUUGCAGUUCCAAAGAACUACAAGUUAGUAGCAGCACCAUUAUUUGAACUCUAUGACAAUGCACAAGGAUAUGGACCAAUCAUUUCUUCUCUUCCACAAGCUUUGUGCAGGGAUAUAGUGAAUGCAUCAACUCCCAACAAACAGCACAUUUCUCAGCCUGUAGAAAUUCCAUAG
Messenger RNA from Gryllus bimaculatus (two-spotted cricket), 1060 nucleotides. NCBI's taxonomy places the organism in Eukaryota, Metazoa, Arthropoda, Insecta, Orthoptera, Gryllidae. The record is from the annotation of a GenBank genome assembly.